UAUUGGAGAUAGAGAAACAGUGUGGUCUGUGGUAGCAAGCGGUGGUGCUCGUCUUCUCUUCCUCUUGCUCUCUCUCUCAAAGGACAUGGAAAACGUGGAAGUGUUCAACUCCCCAGGGAAAGGCCGAGGACUCAGGGCCACUAAGGACCUAUGGGCGGGGGAUGUGGUGUUCAGUGAGCCCAGCUUCGCCGCGGUCGUCUUUGACAAUAUGGCAGAGCAUGUGUGCCAUAGCUGCUUCCGUCGGCAACAGAAGCUCCAGCGCUGCGGUCAGUGUAGGUUUGCCCAGUACUGCGACCGCACGUGUCAGCGCGCCGGCUGGAACGAGCACAAACAGGAGUGCAGUGCCAUCAAGACCUUCGGCAAAGUGCCCAACGAGAAUAUCCGGCUGGCAGCCCGCAUUCUGUGGCGUAUAGAAAAGGAGGGAGAGGUCGUUUCAGACACACAGCUCACCACGCUGGAGGACCUGGAGGACCAUGUGGCUGACAUGCUCGCAGACGACCUGAAGGACCUGAAGGUCGACAUCCACAACUUCUUGGACUACUGGCCCCGCAACAGCAAGCAGCACAAAGUGGACUACAUCUCCCACAUCUUCGGAGUGAUAAACUGUAACGGGUUCAUGGUGAGUGACCAGCGGGGCCUGCAGGCAGUGGGUGUGGGUUUGUUUCCCAACCUGUGUCUGGUUAACCACAACUGCUGGCCCAACUGCACCGUCAUCCUCAACCACGGCAAUCAGUCUGCUGUAAAUUCCAUGUUUCACUCUCAGAGGAGGAUCGAGCUGCGAGCCCUCGGGAAGAUCGCCCCGGAGGAGGAGGUGACGGUGACGUACGUAGACUUCCUGAAUGUGUCGACGGAGCGGCAGCGGUUGCUGAAGGAGCAGUACUUCUUCAACUGCACCUGCCAGCACUGCACCGAGCACAUCAAAGAUGACAUCAUGAUGGGGGGGAAGGAGGUGGACGGCAACAAGCCUUCUGAGGAACUGGUGAAGGAGAUAACAGAGUUCAGCCUGCAGACGCUUCAGAAGAUAGAUAAAGCGCGCAUUGACGCCCAAUACCACGAGGUAGUGAAGUUGUGCAGGGAGUGUCUGGAGAAGCAGGAGCCAGUUCUGGCCGACACCCACCUGUACAAGCUGCGGAUACUGAGCACGCUCAGUGAGACACUAUCCUACCUGCAGUUCUUUGAGGAGGCUGCUGGACACGCCCGCAAGAUGGUGGAAGGGUACAUAAAACUGUAUCACCCGAACAAUGCACAGCUGGGCAUGGCCACGAUGCGGGCAGGAGUGACACACUGGCAUGCUGGCCUCAUUGAGGUUGGUCAUGGCAUGAUCUGCAAGGCCUACGCCAUCCUCCUGAUCACCCAUGGCGCCACUCACCCCAUCACCAAGGACCUGGAGGCCAUGCGCAUGCAGACGGAGAUGGAGCUGCGAAUGUUCCAGCAGAAUGAAUAUGUGUACUACAGCAUGAGGGAAGCAGCCCUCAAGAACCAGCCAAUGACCAUGAUGGCAGAGCCUGUGGAGGAGAACAUCAAGGGCCUCUUCCGGAAGAAAUGACAUCACCGCAGUUACAUUUAAAAAAAAAAAAAACACGAACAAUGCAAUGUCACACCUCACACAUACAGUUUCCGCAGUUUACAGAGCCAGGGGUGAUCUCCCUCACUCAAGGGCUCUACAGCUCAAACUCAUCACUCUCUUAUGCAGACACAGGACUUAGGGAUUUGAACCAAUGGUAUACCACUGUUUUGAGCCAAGGUUGCCAGAUGUCAGGUAACCCCUCCCUCAUUUUGGUUAUUUCACAGACAGGGGUAUGCACUUUUUUGGUUUGUAGGUUUAUCUGGUUUUGUAUUCUUUUUUUAAUAUUUUGAGCAGUAGGUGUAGUUUGUGGUCUUUUCUAAACUGACACUGUGGGCUGUUGGUCUAAGACACCUGGUUCUCCACCCAUUUCAUAAGCACUGUGCCUUUACUCACACAGUUCACACUCCCCUCCCCCAAUGGAAAUCACCAUAAACCUCCCCAGCCCACUAAAUACACCCACCCCCAGCUGCAGCCCCUCUUUCCUGAUCCCUCUUCCCAGCUACAAGAGACGCCAGGGAUACACCAGAUAUUCGGUAUUACAUCUUGAUUACCAUCCACAGUGUUUCAGAUGUUACUAUAGCACUUAGUGUUUUUGCGCACUUGAACCACAGUGAUCUGCAAUUUCAUACCCAAUAAAGCAGCUUUUGGAUGGACAGUUUUAACUGGUUUAUUCCAUAUGCCAAUAGCAAUGAGCAGAGAA
Megalops cyprinoides (Indo-Pacific tarpon) is the source of this 2267-nucleotide messenger RNA. RefSeq names its product SET and MYND domain containing 1b (gene smyd1b). The coding region runs from base 86 to 1546 and encodes 486 amino acids. Gene Ontology annotation, molecular function: protein binding; histone H3K4 methyltransferase activity. NCBI's taxonomy places the organism in Eukaryota, Metazoa, Chordata, Actinopteri, Elopiformes, Megalopidae. The transcript has 10 exons. The record is from RefSeq and is a predicted model, not a curated record. Gene Ontology annotation, cellular component: nucleus.